AUUCAAUUGGUAUCUCAACUACUUCAGUACAUUCUGUUGAUUCAAUUGCUAUCUCAAUCCUCCGCCAACAACGACACGCUUUUGGAGGUUUAGUUACAACUUAGUCCAGGACCAUGGCUGUUUUGGUGAGUCAAGUAAAUAGAUAUAAACAUUGGAAGCUUUCAUUGUCUAUUACAUGUCCCAAUGCAAUUUUUAGAAUGCACUUAGAAAGAACGUCUCAGACAAUAAAUCAAAAGUCUGGCUCACACAGCCUGCCUCAGACCAUCCUGACUCAGAACAGACUGCCUUAAAACUUCUUGCCUUAUAACAGCCUCCGAUUGUAUGUGAUAUCAAAGAACAACCUGUCCGUCUAUAGAACAGGCGGCCUAAGAAAGAUCUUUGGUAGAAAAGCGUGCCACAGACUGUCCUUCCUCAGAUCAGCCUGUCUCAGAUAAGCCUGACUUAGAAUAGACUGACUGAAAAUAAACUAAAACAGAGCGGCAUGCAUCCUAGCAGCCUACCUCAGGACGGUCUGCCUUACAAAAGUCUGUCAUAGCACAGCCUGAGUUAGUAUAGCUUAAUCCCUAAAAGCCUAACUAACCUUAAUUCACACCUUCCUUCUAUGAAACGCCAUGCAAAAGAACAGUCUGUCAUAGCACAGCUUGAGUUAGUAUAGCUUAAUCCCUAAAAGCCUAACUAACCUUAAUUCACACCUUCCUUCUAUGAAACGCCAUGCCAAAGAACAGUCUGUCAUAGCACAGCUUGAGUUAGUAUAGCUUAAUCCCUAAAAGCCUAACUAACCUUAAUUCACACCUUCCUUCUAUGAAACGCCAUGCCAAAGAACAGUCUGUCAUAGCACAGCCUGAGUUAGUAUAGCUUAAUCCCUAAAAGCCUAACUAACCUUAAUUCACACCUUCCUUCUAUGAAACGCCAUGCCAAAGAACAGUCUGUCAUAGCACAGCUUGAGUUAGUAUAGCUUAAUCCCUAUUCCUCAUAAAAGCGUGGCUCAGAUCAGCCUGAAUAAGAACUGUCAUAACUCAAAAGAGUUGCAACUUAAUGGAAUGAAUAAGAAAAGCAAAUCUCAGAACAGUCUGCCUCACAACGGUUUUUCUCAUAAAAGUAUUUCACAAAACAGCUUGCCCCAGAACGGUCUACAUCAUAACAGUCGGUCACAAAACAACCUGACCCACAACCGUCUUCCUCAGGGCAGUCUGUCACAAAACCGAACCUUUAUAAUAGACUACAACAUUUAGGUACAGAACUUUUGUAAUGGGCUACACCACUAUUGUACCAAACAUGUGUAAUGUACUACAACAUUGAUGUAAUAAACCUUUAUAAUGGAUUACAACAUUGAUUUAUCAAAGUUCAGUCAUCGACUACACCAUUGAAGUACCAAACCUUUGUAAAAGACUACAACAUUGAAGUACCAAACCUUUGUAAAAGACUACAACAUUGAAGUACCAAACCUUUGUAAAGGACUACACCAUUGAAGUACCAAACCUUUGUAAAAGACUACACCAUUGAAGUACCAAAACUUUGUAAAGGACUACAACAUUGAAGUACCAAACCUUUGUAAAGGACUAGAAAAUUGAUGUUUCACACCUUUGUAAUGGACAACAACGUUAAUGUACCAAACCAUUGUAAUAGACUACAACAUUAAUGUAAAAAAACUUUAAAAUGGACUACAACAUUAAUGUACAAAACCUUUGUAAUGGACUAGAUCUUUUACGUACCAAACCUUUAGAUAGGACUAAAACAUUGAUGUACAAUACCUUUGUAAUGGACAAAAAAUUGAUGUUUCACCCCUAUUGUAUUUGACUAUUACAUUGAUGUACCAAACCAUUGUAUGGACUUCAAUAUAUGUGUACCACAGCUUUGUAAUGUCCUACAAUAUUGAGCUACCAAAAAUUUGUAAUGGACUAUAACAUUGAUGUACCAAUCUUUUGUAAUGGACUACAACAUUGAUAUACCAAACCAUUUUAAUCAACUACUACAUUGAUGUACAAGACCUUUGUAAAGAAAUACCACAAUUAUGUGUCAAACCUUUGUAAUGACCUAUCGCAUUAAUAUACACAACCAUUGUAAGGUUUCAUUUUGACGUCAGCCUUUCCAAAAAAUAGAAACUUUUGUUGUCAUCCUACUCUUACACAUAUUUACCGACAAAAAUAAACAUGUCUAUCUGCACAUAUACAUAUGACUAGCCAUACACAUACACUUGGCUAAAAAUACACAUACAAAUGGUUAAAUGCAUAUAUACAACUUGUUAAACACAAACCGCGUGCACACACGUGGCUAACAGCAAACAUACACAUUGCUAACCUGAAAAAUACACAUGUCAAGCCAUACACAUACAAAUGGCUAACCGUACACUUACACAUGGUUAACUGCACACAUACACAUUAUUAAUCAAAAACAUACACAUGGCUAACCACACACAUAAACACAGCUAAAACACAAAUACACAUGGUUUACCAACCGCAUGCACAUGGCUGACCGUGAAGUUAGUCCGUGGUGUGGCACGUUUGUGUAGGCUGAGUUGUUGUGUGGGUUUUAUAAAAGGGAUGUGUGUUAGCUAGAGGGCAGUCCGAGUCAGUGAGAGUCAGAAGUCAGUGGGAGACAGGGAGAGACAGGGAAAAAAGGCAGAGCAAGAGAAUUGUUAGUCAUCAAGAUUGUUAGACUGAUGUGUAUGCUGUUUGUAAAGAACCUAAUAAAUAUUCUAUCUAUAUAUAUUGUUACACUGGACCUUUGCGUUUUAUGUGAGAGUCAUAUACCCUAGACAAAGCAAGAGAGAGCCGUAACACGUCAAGUAUAAAUUAAGGUCGUAACAUUUGAAGUUACGAAGGUACAAAGAAGAUCGUAACAAACUGCACACAUACACAUGGCAAAUAAAAUUGUACAUAUGACCAACUACACACAUAUACUUAGCUUACAUUAAACAUAACCAUGUCUAACUGUACACAUACGCACGUCUCAUUUUACACAUACACAUGGUUAACCGCACACAUACACAUGGCUAACGGUUAAUAUUAAUAUGAAAAUUCACAAACAUACACAUGUUUAACCUCAAACAUACACAUGGCUAGCCGAAAACGUGAAUAUGGUUAACUGCACACAUACACAUGACUAACCACACACCUGUCCAUAACUAACCUUACACAAACACACUGCUAACCGUACACAAACACAUGGCUAACCGUACACAUACACAUAACUAACCGUACACGUACUAUGGCUAACCAUACACAUACACAUUGCUAACCGUACACAUACACAUGGCUAACCGUACAAAUGCGCCAGGCCAAUCACACACAUACACAUGGCUAAUGACACUCACGCACACGUGAUGGGGAUUAUUAUUAAAACUGUCGACCUUAGAUUUUAAGAUCUUUCUAUUUUUACACAGACAUCUGCAUUGCUGCUUUUUCUAAUGAGCCAAUUAGUCCAGGUGAACUGUCAAGGUAAGAAAUGUUGUAAUAAGCCCUUACGACCCGGUGAGCUUUUCAGGUAAUAAUUUGUGUUAUAAUCUAUUAUGUCUCGGUGACCUGCCAUGGUAAGAAUUAUUCUAAUUAGAAAUAUUGGAACCUUUAGUUUUUAAUGUUUUCAUAAAAAUUUCGUUUAAUUUUCUAAAUGUUUCAUUCUUCUUGAUAUAGGCCUUGGUUGCUUUGAUCUAGGUCUUGAUUUUACUUGAUAUAGGCUUCGGUUCAACUUGAUUUAGGUCUUAGUUCAACUGGAUACAAGCCUUGGUUCAACUUGUGAUAGGCCUUGGUUCAACUUGAUAUAGGCCUUGGUUUAACUGGAUGCAAGCCUUAGUUCAACUUGGUGUAGGCUUUGGUUCAACUUGAUAUAUGCCUUUGUUCAACUUGAUAUAGGCCUGGUUCCACUUCAUAUAUGCGUUGGCUCAAUUUGAUAUAGAUAUUCUUUCAAAAUGAUAUUGGCCUUGGUUAAACUUGACACAGGCAUUGGUUCAAAUUAAUAUAGGCGUUGGUUCAACUUGAUAUGGGGCUUGGUUUAAAUUAAUGUAGGCCAUUAAAAUACGAGAUCACAUGCAAUUCGUAGUCUAGUUUUAUGGUUAAACUUGAUGUAUGCACUGAACUUAAGCGUUACAGUUGACAUGUUAUUUAGUCAAUUUUCAUUGUUCACUAUGAUAUAUGCGUUGGUUCAACUUGAUGUAGGCCAUGUUUUAAAUUGGUGUAGACCUUUAACUUAGGAGUUGACACGUUAUACAUUUCCUAGUUUCUUGGCUCAAAUUGAUGUAGGCCUUGCUUCCACUUUGUGAAGACGUUGCGUCAACUCAAUAUAGGCCUUGGUUUAACUUGAUGUAUGCCUAGCUUCAACUUGAUGUAGGCUUUGCUUCCACUUUGUGAAGGCUUUGCUUCAACUUCAUGUAGGCAUUUAACAUUUGUUCACCUGAUAACUUUACCACCAUAUUCGCAUUUAUUCUUUGUAUUCAUCUGAACUGUAUCAUUAUUUUUUUUUUAAAUAGAAGUUUCCAAUGAAAUAUCGAAGGCUUAAAUCUACCAAUGGGAACUAAAUUGUUAACCUAAGUGAAGCUUUGCCAUCUUUAGAAUCUCCAGUUGCGUCUCUUUAGAAGGGUCAUUGAACAUAUUAGAUUUUUUAGUAAAAAAAAAAAAAAAAAAAAAAGAUAAUAUAAUGUAAUGUUUGAUUAUGUAAAGACAUUAUCUGAACUACCUGACUAAACAAUUGAAUUCAAUUCAAAAUCGGUUUGCUUUUACUUGAUCUGAUAGACGCUUUACAAGUAAGAGCUUACAGAGUGUUUAUUCAGGCAGAUUCAGAAUAAACAGCCUCGUAAAUAUAUGUAGCUUAACAUGUCAAUAUAAAUGUACAUAUUUGCUUGGGCAUCAGAUAGGACGCAUUCAUUACCCAUUAAGUUCGAUCAUAAUUCAACAUAGUUUUUUGAAAGAUACAUUUAAUCAGUAUACACAAAUUGAAUAAUAGUCAUACAAAUACAUUUCAGGUUCUAAUCCUUGCGAGGAUAAGAAAUAUGGCAAAGUUUCCUAUCCUACAUCAUGUUCCAAGUAUUAUGAAUGCAAUAAUUACAAAGGAGUGGAAAAAUCCUGUCCAACGGGACAACACUUCAGCGUUAAGGUAUACGUUAAUUAUUGAACUUGUAUAGUAAAAGAAAAAAAACUAAGUCAUGUCCCCACACCCCCUGGAAUGCAAAAUAUUUCGUUGAAAUUCGAAACCGUUUUACAGUUAAAUAAUAAAAAAAAGAGUUAAAUCUCUCUUUGAAAGUCAACAAUCCUGUUGAAAGUCAACACCACAUAAAAGUUAACUCUCCAGGUGGAUGUCAACACCCCGUUGAAAGUUAACACCAUUGGUGAAAGUCAAACUAAAUGUCAACAACACCUUUGAAAGUCAACACCUCCUUUCAAGGCAAAACAUCAAGGUGAAAGUCAACCCCUCCGUUGAAAGACAAAGCUCCCAAUGCAAGUCUAACCCUCCAGGUUUAACUCAACUCUCUCGGGGAAAGACAACAAUCCAUUUAAAAGACAACCCUCCCUGUUAAAGACAACGCUCAUAGUUAAAUUCAACCCUCCCAGUUCAUGUCAAAUCUCCCAGUGUAAGUCAAACAUCCGGUGUAAGUCAAACAUCCCGGUGUAAGUCAAACCUCCCAGUGUAAGUCAAACAUCCCGGUGUAAGUCAAACAUCCGGUGUAAGUCAAACAUCCGGUGUAAGUCAAACCUCCCAGUGCAAGUCAAACAUACCGGUGUAAGUCAAACAUCUUGGUGUAAGUCAAACAUCCUGUUGUAAGUCAAACAUCCGGGUGUAAGUAAAACCUCCUGGUUUAAGUCAAACAUCCCGGUGUAAGUCAAACAUCCCGGUGUAAGUCAAACAUACCGGUGUAAGUCAAACAUACCGGUGUAAGUCAAACAUCUUGGUGUAAGUCAAACAUCCUGUUGUAAGUCAAACAUCCGGUGUAAGUGUAAACAUCCGGUGUAAGUCAAACAUCCCGGUGUAAGUCAAACAUCCAGUGUAAGUCAAACAUCCCGGUGUAAGUCAAACAUACCGGUGUAAGUCAAACAUCCCGGUGUAAGUCAAACAUACCGGUGUAAGUCAAACAUCUUGGUGUAAGUCAAACAUCCUGUUGUAAGUCAAACAUCCGGGUGUAAGUAAAACCUCCUGGUUUAAGUCAAACAUCCCGGUGUAAGUCAAACAUCCCGGUGUAAGUCAAACAUCCCGGUGUAAGUCAAACAUCCUGUUGUAAGUCAAACAUUCGGGUGUAAGUAAAACCUCCCGGUUUAAGUCAAACAUCCCGGUGUAAGUCAAACAUCCCGGUGUAAGUCAAACAUCCCGGUGUAAGUCAAACAUCCCAGUGUAAGUCAAACCUCCCAGUGUAAGUCAAACCUCCCGGUGUAAGUCAAACCUCCCAGUGUAAGUCAAACAUCCCAGUGUAAGUCAAACCUACCGGUGUAAGUCAAACCUCCCGGUGUAAGUCAAACCUCCCAGUGUAAGUCAAACCUCCCAGUGUAAGUCAAACAUCCCAGUUUAAGUCAAACCUCCCAGUGUAAGUCAAACCUCCCGGUGUAAGUCAAACCUCCCGGUGUAAGUCAAACAUCCCAGUGUAAGUCAAACCUCCCAGUGUAAGUCAAACAUCCCAGUGUAAGUCAAACCUCCCAGUGUAAGUCAAACCUCCCGGUGUAAGUCAAACCUCCCAGUGUAAGUCAAACAUCCCAGUGUAAGUCAAACCUCCCGGUGUAAGUCAAACCUCCCAGUGUAAUUCAAACCUCCCGGUGUAAGUCAAAACCUCCCGGUGUAAGUCAAACCUCCCGGUGUAAGUCAAACCUCCCAGUGUAAGUCAAACAUCCCAGUGUAAGUCAAACCUCCCAGUGUAAGUCAAACAUCCCAGUGUAAGUCAAACCUCCCGGUGUAAGUCAAACCUCCCGGUGUAAGUCAAACCUCCCAGUGUAAGUCAAACAUCCCAGUGUAAGUCAAACCUCCCGGUGUAAGUCAAACCUCCCAGUGUAAGUCAAACAUCCCGGUGUAAGUCAAAACUCCCGGUGCAAGUCAAACAUCCCGGUGUAAGUCAAACAUCCCGGUGUAAGUCAAACAUACCGCUGUAAGUCACCCUCCCGAAGAAUGACAACUUUCCCUUCGCUAAUCAGACAUCUGCUGAAUGAUCAGCGGAAGUUUUAUUCAAACACUCUUUAUUUAUUUUUAAAGACAUAACACGUUUGGAAAGCAAGGGCAUCAUUGAAUGUGUAAGACUAUAAUUAGAAACCUGUUCUUAAAUUGUAAAUUAUAUUUUAUUAUUUUUUUAAAAAAGAAAAUUACAAAAUAUUAAAUUAAUUUACCUAAAAAUGAGGAUAACUGGAAUCCCUUUACCUUAAACUGUGCUUGGAUAGGUCAAGAAAUAAUCAUGUCUUAACCUGACGGUUUUUCAUAUGUGUAUGUCUCCGAGUCAUUAGAAUUAUCACUUGGCGAAUCAUCUAGUUUAAUUUGAGGUGUUUUCAAAAUUCAUUUUGGAAUUUGCAAGGAUUUUUCUUUCAAGCACCAUGGUCGUUUCGAGUCGUGUGAACAGAACAUAAUGAUGUACGACUCAAAAUCGACUUGGUCGCGUUCAUUAUUCUUGGUUUCUACAUUAAUGAUAACAUUUAAAAGGUCAUUUUGUUGUAUAAAUCUGAUACAUUAUUUUAUAAUAAUAAUUUAAUUUUCAUUUAAAUCCAUCAAAAUAUGUUCAAAUAAAAUUAGCUUCACCCAUUUCAACCCGACGAAAACACUUUCAAUAGUUCGAAAUUGUAGAGUAAAAAGCUAUUCUCAUGUUAAUAAUUGUCCCUAGUACUCGGACCUUUUUGUCAGCGUACUCAUGAUCAUUAACGUUCCUUGAAUUAAAACGUCUUAGUUGUAUUGCAUUAAUUUAUGUUAACCAUUAAUAUGGUACAUAAUGAAAUUCCAGCAAAUGAUAUCUUAUAGACAGUUUAUAUCCACAUUUGUCUAGUACAUAAUCACAAAAAUAAAGAAAAAGAAUUGCAUAAAUCGUUUACAUUCCACAUUGACUAAUCAAUAAAUUCAUUAGGCACGAAUAGUUCGUCUUAAUAUAACAAUACAUGUUAAGCUUUAAUACUAAUUAUACAUUAUACUAGUAUACGUCGCUUGCAUUCCACAUUCAUCUACUACAUAAUGACAUUAAAGCAAAUCGUAUCCAAUCUCUUGUUGUACAUUCUCUCAUCAGUCAAAGAGCUGUGUCCCAGUGCGCCAGUCCGGUUGUUACCUAUCGACGACCGCAGUAACAGUUAGAAAAGGUUUGGAAUAUAAUGAUUUACACCAACUCUAUAUUGACUGAUAUGUUAUAUUGACAUGAUAGCAUUCAUGAAACGGUUUGUUAAACAAGAUGUGUGAUUUGAUUGAAAUGGAACACCGUGAAAUGUUAAGAUAUGCGGAAUUAACAAUGUCGAAAACUUUUGUUGAUAUUUGAUUUAUCAAUAUAUUAUCAUUAGACAAAUCAUAAAAGAAUAUUGAAAGAGCAUGAAAUUAAAAAAGAUAUAUAAAUAUUAUUUGACACAUAUUUAUAUGAAUCACAUAAACAAUGAAAAAUAGACUGGGCAUUAAAGAGUUGUAUGAAUAAGUCAUAUUGUGUUCAAAGAAAACCAAAAAUAUGCUAACGCUUAUCUAAUUGAGAUUAACUUUGUGUAUAAAUAUCGAUUUCAAAUAUUCACAUUUUUUAAAGAUAAAGACACCCUCACAGAUAGAGUCGUAUCUAAAAUGCAGACCUAAUUUACAAAACGGAAUAAUUCAGAGCUGAUUUCUUGUGUCGAGUACUUUAAGCACCGAGGUUUAAUUAUGCAAGAUAUUAUCAUUUUUUACCAUGGGCGAACAGUCAGGAUCCCCCCCCCCCAAAAAAAAAAAGGGGGGAGGGGGUUUGGAAAACCAAAACUUGGUCGGCAUUUUAGGUUAUUUAAUACUGCAGGCACCACAGUACAAAUUAAUUUCAAUAAAAGAUUAAAUAAUUUCAUUUUACAAAGUAAAUACAAAAAUAAUUUAAUAAAAAUCAAUAAAAAGCAAACACUAUUUUAAAACAAAAAACCUGAUAAAAGUCAUUGACGAUAAUAUGCAGAACGUGUGGACCAUGUAGCAUUGUCAAUCAAAGAAUCACUACAGCACAGGUUAGUGGAUGAAAAGAGAACAUAAAAGACAACGAGUUGUGGCAUUUCUGACAAUUUUGGGAACACCUUUAGAAAUACUUAGUUUGUGAAUAUUGUAUAAUCUUAUGGCUCGCGACACUCACUGACGGAAUUAUGACAUUGUGCCAGAUUUCAAUUGUUAAGAUAAGAAAAGCAUACGGCAUUAUUGCGCAUUUUUAUCUGAUGCGCAUCGUAUUUGAAUAAAUUGUCAAUGAUAAUUUAAAAGGUUACUACAAUUCAACCACAUAAUACAGUAGAUGUCCAUUGUUUCUUUUUGCCAAUGUCUGCACUUUAUCCACAUCAGUCGGUAGAUUUCCAUCAUUUCCUUACCAGUACUAAGUGAAUACACUUCAUCCACAUCAUUCUGUAGAUGUUCAAGGAUUAUAUAAUGAAAUACGUUACACUGUAUCUCUAAAGGAAACAAUUAUAAUGAGAAAUAUUUUAGGUAAAAAAUGAAUUUUGUGAAAUGUGUGAAACAAUAGGCACGAGAAAAAAAAAAAGAUAGAAAUUAUCAAAAGAUUACUACAGUCAAGUUCUAAACAUCAAUUGAUAAAUGUGUAUGGAUACUAGAUGCUCGUCGCCACACAAGGACAAAUGUGUAUGAACAAUAGCAGUGCGUCGCCACACCAGGACAAAUGUGUAUGGACAACAGAUGUGCUUCGCAAAACCAGGACAAAUGUGUAUGAACAAUAGCUGUGCGUCGCAUAACUAGGACAGAUGUGUUUGGACACUAGAUGCACGUCGCCAAUCCAGGACAGCUAUCCGUAACAAUAUGAAAAUCUGAGCAGCCCUGUCUCACAUUUACAGGUGAUUCAUUAUCAUUACAGCUAUCUGUAACAAUAUGAAAAUUUGAGCAGCCCUGGCUCACAUUAGCAGGUGAUUCAUUAUCAUUACAGCUAUCCGUAACAAUAUGAAAAUUGAGCAGCCCUGGCUCACAUUUACAUGUGAUUCAUUAUCAUUACAAUUAUCCGUAACAAUUUGAAAAUCUGAGCAGCCCUGGCUCACACUACCUAUUGAUUCAUCAUCAAUACAGCUCUCUGUAAUACUAUAAAAUUCUGAGCAACCCUUGCUCAUAACAACUUGUGAUACAUUUUCAUUGCAGAUCUCUGCAGUAACAUCAAAACCUGAGCACACCUGGCUCACAUUAUCAACUAAUUCAUAUUCAUUACCAGUACAUAUCUCUGUAAAAAUAUCAACAUUUGAGCAACCUUUGCUCACAUUACACAGUGACUCAUUUACAUCACAAUAAUUAUCAACAACAAUUUUCUCUCCUUCCCCCACCUCAGGGAUUACACUCACCUCAUCAACUUCACGCAAAAAAUCAACUUCAGGACUUACAUUAUCUGAUGGCUCACCAUGAGAUACAACAAAAAUCAUGUCCUCAGACAUUAGAACAGGGUUCUCUUUGCUUUCAAUACAGCCCGUUUCCAUAACCACCAGUUUAUUACAUACUGUGACGCUGGGACAAUCCCCUACAUACGUCCACCUAAGGUCAUUUCCAAUGACUUCUACCUUAUUAAAUUGUCGUCCCCUUUCUUCUUUACAUUGGACUUCCUGGGAUACACCAACUACUUCAACCUCGUUUUGACAUGAAUCCAAAGCUAUAUCUGUACCCUUUGCCACUGGGGGUAUGUCAGCACAGUCAACGAUGUCCCUUUUAACGUUAGCCGACGGACCAAUUAACAAAUCACUGUCAUUUCUAUUUAAAAAAAUUGAGUCGUCAGCAGAGGCAAUACUAUCAUUUUGUUCCUCAGUAUCUUUAGCCAUGAACCGUGGUUGCGAGGCCGGCUCUUGCCUGGGGUCAGGAUCAUGAGUAUGUCCACCGUUAUCCACAUAUUUGUUUUCACUUACAUUAAUAGAAACUCUAUUAAAAUUUUUAUAGGGAUUCUCACAGUGAAUGCUGGCAAUGCCAUAAUAUAUUUCCUCCCCUUGACUCUCGUCAUCGUCACUGUCGCUAUAAUAAUAUGCCUGUCUCUUUAAAAUAAUUUCCCGUCGUUCUGCCACUAAUUUUGCCAGUCUAAUUUCUCUAUCACGUUUAUCUAGUUCAAAUUGUCUCUGACUCUGUUUAUCUCUAUAUAUACGAUCUUUCUGUCUGGCUCUAAGUUCUUCCUCUCUCUUUCUAUCUAUACGUUCUUCCUCUCUGGCUCUAAGUUCAUCCUCUCUCUCUUCCCGUACGUGUUCUUCGAACUUAACUCUUAUAUACUCCUCUAGGUUCUCUCCCGUAUAAAGAAGUAACACACCCACAUGCCUAAUUUCUUCUAAACUCCAUUUCCUACUGACAUAUCCAGCCAUAUCAAUGCAAAUUAAGGGUGAUCAUACAGUAAACAAUAAUUAAGUUUUAAGGACCAAUCGCUGUCUACUAACUCUAGCAAAAAUCUAAAUUCUACCCAGGUAAAAAAAAUGUUAAUACAUAAGUCAUAAGAAAAUUAAUGUCAAAAAUGUUUUAAACAAUAAAAAUCCAACUUGCCUGGUUACUGGAAAGUCCUAUAGAAUUUAAAUAUUAUUCAAAACACACUGGGCUUAAUUAAGUGUCAAUGGUUCUUUACUGUCAAUAGUUCUCUCACAAACUGCAGUUUUCCUAUAUGGCGAUCUUGGGAAACAGUCAUUGAGGUGUGGGUGACCGGGACGGGUCACGGCACAUCGGCAGCUCACUGGACAUAAUGUAGGCGAAUCGCCGACACUGGACAGUUCGUGGGUAACUCACCAAUACAGGAUCGGACAUAGGAAGCUUGAUGCGGGACGGGACGUUGGUGGCUCGUUGAAGCAGGACAGGGCGUUGAUCAACUGGGUGACCGGACAGGGCCACAGGACAUCACAACUCACUGGACACGAAGUUUGUAGCUCACCCCCGACAGGACGUAGAUAACUCGAUACAGGGAAGUGCGUAGUUAAUUCACUGGAGCUCAAAUGGACGUUGGCAACUUGAUGAAGAUCGGGGCUGGGGAUUUCACUGGACCUGGACACGAAGUUGGUAGCUCACUACCGAAAGAACGUAGAUAACUCGAUACGUGGAGGGGCGUAGUUAAUUCACUGGAGCUGAACACGAAGUGGGUAGCUCACUACCGACAGGACAUAGAUAACUCGAUACAGCGAUGGCCGUAGUUAAUUCACUGGAACUGAACAGGACGUUGGCAACUUGAUAACGGGCAGGGCGUAGUUAAUUUGCUGUAACUGGACACAACAUUGGUAACUUCAUACAUAGCAGGACGUAGUUAUUUCACUGGAACUGAACAGCACGUUGGCAACUUGAUAACGGACAGGGCGUAGUUAAUUUGCUGUAACCGGACAAGACAUUUGUAACUUCAUACAGGGCAGGACGUAGUUAUUUCACUGGAACUGAACAGGACGUUGGCAACUUGAUAACGGCCAGGGCGUAGUUAAUUCACUGGAACUGAACAGGACGUUGGUAACUUGAUUACGGGCAGGGCGUAGUUAAUUUGCUAUAACUGGGCACGACAUUGGUAACUUCAUACAGGACAGGACGUAGUCAUUUCACUGGAACUGGACACGAGGUUAGUAUCUUGCUACAAACGAAACGUUGUUAACUUGAAUAAGGGCCAUGCGAAGUUGGCCUGUAGCAGGUUAGGACUAGCCUAAUACAGGACGUAGGUGGUUGAUUGAGUUACUGGCGUAUGCAACUCACAUAAACUUGACACACGGUGGCAGCGUGGCUCUGACAUUGAAUCACGGGAACAUGCGACGAUGGUUGUAACUUCACUAAAGUUGAAUAAUAAGAAUGUUCUUGUACUUUACCUCAAGUAUGAAAAUAACAAGGUUCACCAAUCCCGGAUGAGAAGCCCCCAUGUCAACUCCUACACGUCUUCUUGGAUUGAUUACAUUCGUCAGUUCUUUCAUACGUUGAAGCGUCGUACUAUUCUCACUAUCAAUUAACAAACUCAACUCCUUUUCAUAAUAACUAUAACUUUAAUAUCUAAGUAAAUAUAAUAAACAUCCUAUCACUCCAAGGUUCCACUCAAGACUGCCGCACGACUACAACAUACGUCACAACACUGCAUAGACAAUACGUCACGACUCAGCAUAAAAAUACGUCAUAGAGACAAUGGCGGGAAGAGCGUUCACUAACUAUAAUAGUCAAGCGCGGGAAAAGUGUUCAACAACUAAUGAACAUAAUAUUGAGUCGCAACAAUUACUAAUGAAUGCUCAUACUCGACAGCUACCAUAUAGACACGCAUGCCUGAAAGACUAUUACUUUUGUUUUAUUAGUUUAAUUUAUAUAUAUAUCUAUAUACAUAUAUAUAUGUAAAUAUACAUAUACAUAUAUAUAUAUUUUAUACAAAUACAUAUUUAUUUAUAUAUUAAUUUUAACUUUUUUAUUUUAUAUUAAAUGUCAGCAUUGUAAAUUAAGAUUGUCAAAUAAUAAAAUGUGCUUAUAUACAUUAUUUUUUUCAAAAGAAAAUGGUUUUAAAGACAUUAAAAAAAAAAUUGUUUGUAAUGAAACAUGUCUAUUUUAUAAAAUGUUUGAAGUAAGAGAAGUCUAUUUCAUAACAUGUUUUUAAUAAUACAUAUCUAUUUUAUAACCUAGUAUGUCUCCAAAUGUAUCCUCUUACAGGACCAGGAUCAGUUACUCGAUUCCCUAGACCUGGGCCUGGAUCUGGAUCUGGACCUGGAUCUGGACAUGGAUCUCGUAAGUACUAUUUACUUGAAUUUCUAUUAAACUUUCCUAGAACUGAAGUCGAUAAAUAACUAAAAGUAAUAAUCCAAGAAAACAUGUAUUUGACUAGAAACAAAAUAAUAGUUACAACACUGGUGUGUAUCCAUUGUUGAAAGUUGGAUGUUUAAUCCGUACUUAUUAUUGUAGUUGAAUUUUUUUUGACAGGUUAACAAUCAACCUAAAAAAAAUUUACGUCUUGUUCGUAUCAAGUAGUUUAUUUCACAAAAAAGUCUCAACAAAAUGCCAGACGUAACGACUUUUUUCUUUUACUUCAAUCAAAAUAGUGUUGUUUUGGAAAGUCUUUAAACUGAGGCAAUGUCAACGCCACCCGAAACAACCACUCCAAGACAAAUCUGCUUGAAUGUCAAUGAGUUCAGCUCAAUAAGCUCUAUCAUUUAAAGUCUGCUUAAGUAUCCAUGAGUUCAGCUCAAUAAGCUCUGUCAUGUCAAGUCUGCUUCAGUAUCAAAGAGUUCAGCUCAAUAAGCUCUGUCCUGUAAAGUCUGCUUAAGUAUCAAUGAGUUCAGUUCAAUAAGCUCUGUCAUGUCAAGUCUGCUUCAGUAUCAAAGAGUUCAGCUCAAUAAGCUCUGUCUUGUAAAGUCUGCUUAAGUAUCAAUGAGUUCAGCUCAAUAAGCUCUGUCCUAUAAAGCCUACUCAAGUAUCAAAGAGUUCAGCUCAAUAAGCUCUGUCCUGUAAAGCCUACUUAAGUAUCAAAGAGUUCAGCCCAAUAAGCUCUUUAUUGAACCAAGUCACCAAUGCACCCCAACCGUCCUGAAUUUGUAACAAAUUACAUUUCAGUUCUUCAAAUCUUUAUCCACUAUCACUUCGUCUAAGCAGGUUUUAAAUAUAUCGCCUUUAAAUGUUCGAUCUCUACUCUAUACACAAUUUGAUCGUUAAGCGCCUUCCUCAAUUUACUUUACAUGUGUUGAUUCUUUCGUAUAUAGGCUGUAAGCCCUACAUGAAAAAUCUGGACUUAUUUGUCAAAUAUGAAGAUUUAGGGAAGACAUACUAUAUCUCUAAAGACAGUUACAGUACGGUUGCUGACGCUGCGGCUACGUGUACAACACUGUGUGCAUAUCUGGCUGAGAUAGACGAUAAAGCAGAAGGCAAUCGAGUCAUCGCAAUGAUGGCGAGGCUCAACACUCUUGGCCUACUUAUAGCAGGCUCGGACAAGCUCAAGGAGGGGCAUUGGGUGUAUGACAGGACAGGAAAAAGUGCCAAAUACUUCGACUGGUGCAAUGGAGAACCCAAUAAUCAAAAUGAUGAAGACUGCGUGGCCUACAAUAAGCAUCAAGCUUGCGUGUGGGACUUUCCUUGCUCGUUUCGCUAUGCACCCGUUCAUCUUUAUUACAUAUGUGAAAAAUAGAUCGAUGUAUCAAUGUUGAGGUUCAGGAUUUUAAUCUUCAGAUAAGCAUGUGUUUGUUAUCAUUACGUCUGUAUUAUCAGUAUGUCUUUGUUAUCAUCAUGUAUUUGAUAUCACAAUGUCUUUGUUAUCAUCAUGUCUUUGUUAUUAUCAUGUCUUUGUUAUCGUCAUGUCUUUGUUAUCAUCAUGUCUUUUUUAUCAUUAUGUCUUUGUUACCAUUAUGUCCUUGUUAUCAGCUUGUCUUUGUUAUUGUUUUUUUCUUCUUUUCUUUCUUAUUCUUCAAAUCUAAAUGCAUUUGUUUGUUUUUUAAAACUGGACUGUCAACGCCAGACUUUACAACAGAGUUUUUUUUAAAGCUAUUUUAAAUAGUAUUACUUAAAAAUAAGAAAUUGAACAAGAGAUGGUGAGACAAUUUCGUUAGUUUGCAGGCCACCAAGUGGGCGAUGACGGGCUACGCCAGGUGGGUGCUGGCGGGCUGUGACUAGUGGGUGCUUGCGGGCUGCGACAAGUGGGUGCUGGGGGCUGUGACAAGUGGUUGCUUGCAGGCUGCAGCAAGUGGGAGCUGGCGGGCUGUGACUUGUGGGUGCUUGUGGGCUGCGACAAGUGGGUGCUGGUGGG
Messenger RNA from Lymnaea stagnalis (great pond snail), 15769 nucleotides. NCBI's taxonomy places the organism in Eukaryota, Metazoa, Mollusca, Gastropoda, Lymnaeidae. The record is from the annotation of a GenBank genome assembly.